Messenger RNA from Photinus pyralis (common eastern firefly), 899 nucleotides. RefSeq lists its product as uncharacterized. The coding region runs from base 88 to 897 and encodes 269 amino acids. NCBI's taxonomy places the organism in Eukaryota, Metazoa, Arthropoda, Insecta, Coleoptera, Lampyridae. The transcript is spliced from 4 exons. The record is from RefSeq and is a predicted model, not a curated record.
UAUAUUGCACAUUUUGUUCAAAGUGUAUGAAAAGUGUUUAAUAAGAAAUUUAUUAUAGAUGAUGAUGAAUUUACAAUUAACUACAUAAUGCAGUUGAUAAGUAAGGGUUUCAUUUCUUUGAAAGAUGCCUUACACACGAUGCGUAGGGUCAAUGACGAUGGAAGUGAAAUCCACCUAUAUUCUACGGGUGUACCUGCUACAGGUUGUAAUGAUGAAACAUGCGCCACCUCUCAAGAUUACGAAGAUGAAGAAGUUGAGCCAACUGAAGUUGUAAACGAUACUGCACAGGAUAACCGAUGGUCAGAUGAGGAAACAAAGUACCUGUUAGAUCAAUAUCAAAUAAAUUUAAAUAACAUUGGACCUAAAAAAAAAUUUAAAAAUAAGAAGGCACUAUGGAAUUUUUUGAGUUGUUUAUUAACUAAGAAAUUUAAUAUAAAUCGCAGUGCAACACAGGUUGAAAGCAGAUAUAAAACUGUACUUCGGAGAAAAAAAAGGGCAGUAGACAACAAUAAUCGUUCUGGACGAUCCUAUAUUGGUGUACCUUUUCAAGAGGAAUUAGACAAAAUAUGCCGGCAAGAUGACAGUAUCAUCCCAAAUAUAUUGCGGUCCGAACAGCAAGUAGAGUUUCAGAAAGAAGAUAGUUCAAACGAACAAUAUACACCCCAGUCUUCAUCAAUAGAUGAUGUACUACCUGCUAGUCCAGCUUCAGCAAGCGAUAGAGCUACGCCUUCACUAAUGUCAAAAAAACGGAAGCAAUCCACCUCAAGUAAGGAUAUUUUAACGUUUUUAAAAGAAAAGGAGACCAAUAAAGAGCGUCGACAUCAAGAAAAGCUACAGAUACUGCAAGAAACUAAAGAUUUAUUACGUGAAUUAAUAGCACUAAAGAAAGAUAAAUAAUA